UCGACGGGAAGAUCAUCAUUGUUGAAGCGGAAUCUGUCUAUGUGAUUUGUGCUUCUCUUAAUAUUUAUUUAUUUCAGUUUGAUUUUGAUUUUUUACUUAAAAUGAGCAAACGUCGUGCAGAUUCUACGUCUGGUAGUGGCAGUGGAAGUAGUAGUAGUAGCAGUAGCAGUGAAUCGGAUGCCGAAUCGGGCCUGGUGACUUCACCAAACAAACGCCAACGUACUGGGGUAGCUGCAAACAGUCCACCACCAAAGCUGAUAGCAAAUGAUUCAGAUUCAGAAACAUCAGAUUCUGAUGAUGAUUGGGAUGCUAGCGGUAAAAAGAAAAAACCCAAAAAGAAAAAGGCAAAAGCAAGUGCUGGGAAGAUGAAUCGAAAACCAUCUGGUGGAAAUGAUAGCCAUUCUGAUCCUGAAGAAGGUGAAGUUUCAGACAACUCUGAUUCAGAUGGUGGUGCUAGAAAGAGUGGGAGCUCCAGUAGCUAUUCAAGUUCUGAAUCUGAAGAAGAAUUUAAUGAUGGGUAUGAUGAGAACCUUAUGGGGGAUGAUAAUGACCAAGCACGCCUUGCUUCAAUGACAGAGAAAGAAAGAGAAGAGGAGCUGUUUAAUCGAAAUGAAAGAAGAGAAGUUAUGAGAACACGGUUUGAAAUUGAAAAGAAAUUAAAAGCUGCUAAGCGUAAAGAGCAGCACAAGAAAAAGUCUUCAAGCAAAAGCAAGAGUGAUUACAAAGACAAAGGUCUCAAAGAUUGGGGGGAUAAAGAUCUUGAUAAAGAUGUGAAAGAGAGGAGUAAAGAACGCAAAAAGACAGUCGAAGAGAAUAAAGGAAGAACGGACAAGAAAGCUCAAGCUAUGAACGCCCUGAAGGCUCGUCGAGAGGAAAAGAAAGAAAGAGAGGAAAAGGAGAAACAACGCAUGGAAGACCGUAAGAACGAUGACAAGGAUGGAGACCUCGACGGUGUCUCUGCCGAUGCCAAUAAGAAGAAACUAAAAGCAUCAGACGUCUACUCUGAUGAUAGUGGCUCAGAUUCCGACACGGGGUCUGAUUUUAGCACGGAAAAGCAUGGUGUAGCCAACAAAUCUUCGUUUCCUCCGUCAACCAAGCGGCAGCAGAGUAGCAGCAGCAGUAGUAGUAGUGAUUCUGAUGAUGACGAAAAAAGUAGCAAGACAAAGAAGCCAGUGUUCGUGGAAUCCAAAGAGCAAUUGGGUCGUAUUCGUCUCUCUCGUCACAAGCUUGAGAAAUGGGUCCACGCCCCUUUCCUCAAGCGUGCGGUUGUAGGUUGUUUUGUCCGUAUUGGCAUCGGUAUGAACAAUGGUAGAUCUGUCUACCGUAUUGCCGAAAUCAUUGAUGUCUGCGAAACGGGAAAAAUUUAUCAACUUGGCCCAACCAGAACAAACAAGGGGCUGCGGCUCAGACAUGGUGCUCAAGAACGGGUGUUUCGACUUGAAUUUGUUAGUAAUCAAGAUUUCAGUGAUUCAGAGUUUAAAAAGUGGAUGGACGAUUGUAACACUCAGGGCACAUCUCCUCCCACCUUAGAGGACAUUCAGAAGAAGCUAAAUGAUAUAAAGGAAGCUGCCAACUUUGAAUUCAACGAAGAAGACAUCAACCAGAUGUUAGAAGAAAAAAGUCGAUUCCGAAAGACACCUUAUAAUUAUGCCAUGCGCAAAAAUCAACUUAUGAAGGAAAGACAAAUUGCCCUAAUAAAAGGAGAGGAAGAAGAAACAGAACGGCUCACAAAAGAAUUAGCUGAAUUAGAAGAGAGGGCAGAUGAAUUAAGCAAACGAUCUCUUUCAUCGACGUUAUCAUCGAUUUCAUUUAUCAACGAGCGAAACCGUAAGCGUAAUGUGGAAAGAGCUGAAGAGGCUAUUCUAGAGGAAAUUCGGGCUAGUGGAGGCCAGAAAACGGAAGAUCCAUUUACGCGAAGAAGCACGAGACCAGGGAAAUCGGGAAGUUACCGUCCAAACGGCGAAACACUACCGUCUACGACUGAAGUUCUCUCUGCUCCAACCAGCAAGGUUCUAGAAGGCCAGGCUGCUGCAUCAAAUCAUGAAAUUAGAACAGAACCAAAGGACAAGGGUAAAACCCUAGUUGCUAAACCCAAAACAAGUGAUUUGUUUUCAGCGCAUGAUUUUGAUAUCAAGAUCGAUCUAGAAGUCCCUCUUCCAUCUCAACCUGUUGUUGUUACCCCAAAACCAGUGGCAAAUCUAAAAGAACAGCCUCGUCGUUCUCUCAACCUUGAAGAUUACAAGAAAAAGCGUGGAUUAAUCUGAACU
Daphnia carinata is the source of this 2267-nucleotide messenger RNA. RefSeq names its product RNA polymerase-associated protein Rtf1-like (gene Rtf1). Gene Ontology annotation, molecular function: RNA polymerase II C-terminal domain phosphoserine binding; DNA binding. The record is from RefSeq and is a predicted model, not a curated record. The transcript is spliced from 10 exons. Bases 102 to 2264 code for a protein of 720 amino acids. Lineage: Eukaryota; Metazoa; Arthropoda; Branchiopoda; Diplostraca; Daphniidae. Gene Ontology annotation, cellular component: Cdc73/Paf1 complex.